GACGUUCAGAGGAACAGCGAGAGGACAAACAGCGACAUGGCAGAAGAAGCUCCAGCUGCUGCGCCGGCCAAAGCCCCGGCCAAAGCUCCCAGGAAGAAGCCCGCUCCGAAAGCAAAGAAGGAAGGACCCAACAUCCAGAAGCUCAUCGUGUCCGCCGUGGCAGACUGCAAGGAGCGGAAAGGAGUGUCUCUGGCUGCGCUCAAGAAGGUGCUGGCCGGGAAAGGAGUGGAUGUGAGCAAGGCUAACAAACGCAUCAACACCGCCGUCACCAAGCUGGUCACCCAGGGCACCCUGAGCCAGACCAAAGGCACCGGUGCCUCUGGAUCCUUCAAGCUCGCUAAGAAGGAGCCUGCAGCCGCCAAACCAGCUAAGAAGGUGGUGAAGAAGGCUCCUGCCAAAGCCAAGAAGCCCGCUGCCAAGAAGACCACGGCAGCCAAGAAACCUGCUGCUAAGAAGCCAAAGGCAGUGAAGAAGUCCCCCAAGAAGACACCGGUCAAGAAGGCAGUAAAGAAGGUGACCAAGAGCCCCAAGAAGGUCGCUCCUAAGAAGCCAAAGGCUGCAAAGAAGCCUGCAGUCAAGAAAACUGGUGCCAAAAAACCUGCUGCAAAGAAGGCCAAGAAGUAAACGUCUUCAUCAGCCCUUCAUCCUGCACUCAGUGCAACAAAGGCUCUUUUCAGAGCCAACACACUCCACUGGAGAGCUGCACUCCCUGAUGUUUCAUCAAGAUGAACAUUAAUGUUUACUCAGGU
This is a messenger RNA of Nematolebias whitei (Rio pearlfish), 749 nucleotides long. Its product is annotated as histone H1. NCBI's taxonomy places the organism in Eukaryota, Metazoa, Chordata, Actinopteri, Cyprinodontiformes, Rivulidae. Gene Ontology annotation, molecular function: structural constituent of chromatin; DNA binding. The record is from RefSeq and is a predicted model, not a curated record. Gene Ontology annotation, cellular component: nucleosome. The transcript has a single exon. Gene Ontology annotation, biological process: nucleosome assembly. The coding region runs from base 37 to 624 and encodes 195 amino acids.